AUGGGGUGUAAGAAAACGACGGAAGCCGUCGAGCUUUUCCAGAACUUCCACCACAUCUCCAGCGAACAAGCGGUAGUGGACUCCAAGAUGUGGGACAAACUGUCCGACGAGGUCAAGAUGAAAGAUGAGAAGGAAGCAAAGAAGAGGGAAGACCGGCGGAAGGAUCAGAAGAAUCGCGAGCAGGAGAAGCUGCAGCGAAAGGAGCAUCGGAACCUCGAAAGCUCCAAUAUGUACAAGAACAUGAUGGAUGCCUGCCAGAUCAACCUUGGCAGCGUGUCCGGCGAUGCCCUCGGUAGGCUUAUCCGAUGUCAACUUGAUGGGCCCUCCCUCUUUGGCUUGAGCGAGGCUGAGCAGGAGAGACGUUUGGCAGAGGCCAAGAAGCACGUCAAGGAGCUGGAGUCCCAGGUGGUGAUCAAAAGCCCUGAAGAGCUCAAGGCUUCCGCCAAAGACUUCCGGGACCAGAAUGCUUGCACGCUCUACGACGAGACAACGCAGACGUACAAGUACAGGUCUUGCUGUGGAACGAAGGUGUCCGACCUGGGCGUCUACGGGGUCGGAGUUGCCCUUUACUUCCAGUUCAUUCGGCAGAUGGGCGUUGUUUUCCUUCUGUGUGCCAUUGUCUUGGGCCCAAAUCUGGCCUUCAACAUAAUGGGCAACAUGGUGAACGAGAACAGUGCCCUCUACAAAUACCUGGGAAUGACCACGAUCGGAAACCUGGGUGCGUGCGAGGGUGCCCUUUGCGAGACGGAUGAGGACUUGCGCAAUCGCUGCCUCAUCGACGAGUUUCCUUGUGAGACGAUGCUGAAG
This is a messenger RNA of Symbiodinium necroappetens, 807 nucleotides long. NCBI's taxonomy places the organism in Eukaryota, Dinophyceae, Suessiales, Symbiodiniaceae. The record is from the annotation of a GenBank genome assembly.